Molecule: messenger RNA, 7394 nt
Organism: Anarrhichthys ocellatus (wolf-eel)
Lineage: Eukaryota; Metazoa; Chordata; Actinopteri; Perciformes; Anarhichadidae
Product: potassium voltage-gated channel subfamily A member 1-like
Exons: 2
Coding region: 906-2381 (491 amino acids)
Biological process (GO): action potential; potassium ion transmembrane transport; protein homooligomerization
Cellular component (GO): neuronal cell body; membrane; voltage-gated potassium channel complex
Molecular function (GO): delayed rectifier potassium channel activity; protein binding
Source: RefSeq, a predicted model, not a curated record
CUGCACUUGCAUGUAAAAUGCACAGCAAAACUUGCUUGACAUUGUGGAGAAAACAUUUGGACCUCGCUGCUGCACUUGACUGUCCCUCAACUAUUCAUUUUUGAUUUGUUUUAUUCUGCCCUCCGAGCCGCGCGGAAACGCGUCCCACCUGUCAUCUUGUCUACUCGCAAAAAGCGGCAGAUUUCUGCUGAUGCAGUGAUGUCUGGAAAUGUCAAGGGCUCGCUUAUUGCCCCUUAAUGUAUCUCCCCCCCUGAAUUGCAGCGCAAGAUUUUUCUCCUGCGGUAUACUGUAAGCUGUUCACACCACCGUGCCGCCAGCAAGCACCUACCGACGCUGCAGCUUUGCCUUUCUCUCUUUUUACUCAUUUUAAUCUCAGGCUUUCCUCACUAGACUCACUUGAUUUUCAUCUUGUUUUAUCUCAUCUCGCUUCACUGUCUGUAUUUAAAGGGCACUUUGUGGAGGGCACAGUUAGGUUGGCGAUGAGCAAAGUAAGGCUGUAGGCUUUUUUUUUUUUUUUUUUUUAAGUAUAGGUGCAAUGUAAAGUUGCCACAUGACACCCACUGCUGCCCUGCUGUUGGAUGAUUUUACUCGAGGAAAGGACGCAUUCAAGACCUUUCAAGAUCAGCCCACGAGGCAGCAGUAACAACGGCAGCAGUAACAACAGCAGCAGAUGCACUGGAGAGCAGCAAUGGUCAAGUCAGCGAGAACCGCAGUGGAGCCGCACUGAGGCAAAGCAGCCAACCGCCCCCCUCGUAUCUGGGGACGUCUCUGACAAUUUAAGGGGUGUGGGAAGCUGAGGAGUGGAAAAUUUGUCCCGAACCUGAAUGCCUGCUCAGUCAGACUAACCGGGAUCCACAACUCCUCCUCCUCUUCCUCUUUCCCCUCCGCCUCUCCCUCCUCCCAAAAUGACCGUGGUAGCAGGAGAUAACAUGGACGAGACCUCGGCUGUCCCGGGACACUCUCAGGACACCUACCACCCAGACCACAAUGACCACGAAUGCUGCGAGAGGGUGGUCAUCAACAUAGCUGGCCUCCGGUUUGAGACACAGUUGAAAACACUCUCCCAGUUUCCAGAGACGUUGCUGGGCAACCCCAAAAAGCGGAUGCGGUACUUUGACCCUCUGAGAAACGAGUACUUCUUUGACAGAAACCGCCCCAGCUUCGAUGCCAUCCUCUAUUACUACCAGUCUGGGGGGCGGCUGAGAAGACCAGUGAAUGUCCCUUUGGAUAUGUUCUCAGAAGAAAUCAAAUUUUACGAGCUGGGUGUGGAUGCGAUGGAGAAGUUUCGUGAGGACGAGGGUUUCAUCAGGGAGGAAGAGCGUCCUUUACCUGAGAAGGAGUUCCAGCGUCAGAUUUGGCUCCUCUUUGAGCACCCGGAAAGCUCAGGACCAGCGAGAGGGAUUGCCAUAGUGUCUGUGAUGGUAAUCCUGAUUUCAAUUGUCAUAUUUUGUUUAGAGACUUUACCACAGCUGAAAGAGGACCCGAGGGGUCGAAUGGUGGCAGUUGGGAACACCACUGUUUAUUACAAGCCAAAUAUCCUCACUGACCCCUUCUUCGUCAUUGAGACACUCUGUAUAAUCUGGUUCUCCUUUGAGUUGAUUGUACGCUUUCUGGCGUGCCCGAGCAAACCGGCCUUCUUCAAGAACAUGAUGAACAUGAUCGACAUAGUGGCCAUCAUCCCAUACUUCAUCACGCUCGGCACCGAGCUGGCCGAAGAUCCAGAAAAAGAGGGAGUGGGGGAGCAGGCAACAUCUCUGGCCAUACUCAGGGUGAUCCGUCUGGUCAGGGUGUUCAGGAUCUUCAAGCUGUCGCGACACUCCAAAGGACUGCAGAUUUUGGGGCAGACCCUCAAGGCCAGCAUGCGAGAGCUCGGAUUGCUGAUCUUCUUUCUGUUCAUUGGGGUCAUCUUGUUCUCCAGCGCUGUCUACUUUGCUGAGGCAGAGGAGGACGGAUCCUACUUUGGCAGCAUCCCGGAUGCCUUUUGGUGGGCUGUUGUGUCUAUGACAACUGUGGGCUAUGGGGACAUGGUGCCGGUCACUAUAGGAGGCAAGAUUGUAGGAUCUCUGUGCGCCAUCGCCGGAGUGUUGACAAUUGCGCUCCCAGUGCCUGUCAUUGUGUCCAACUUCAACUACUUCUACCACAGGGAGACCGAGGGAGAGGAGCAGGCCCAGCUGCUCAACGUCAGCAAUCCCAACAUCCCCUCUGAAACCAACUCCAGCCGCCGUAGUUCCUCCACCGUCAGCAAGUCAGAGUACAUGGAGAUCGAUGGAGACAUAAACAAUAGCAUCGACAACUUUAGGGAGGCAAACCUCAGAACUGGCAAUUGCACUAUAGCCAACCAAAACUGUGUAAAUAAAAGCAAGCUGCUUACAGAUGUUUAGACACUAGUUAGGAACUUUGGGAUCUCUAUGGGACUGUCAUAUGUGGAGUAGACCAUCAGUUAGGAAUGCUUCAUUUACCUCCCCAAAGCGCCCUAUGGCAAUAGGCCGACAACUAUGCUCAGCUACGUAGAAAGGAAAGAUCAAAAAUCAAAGCUCUUAGAGUAUAUGACAGGUAGAUAGAAUAAUUAAUUCUUCUGAUCCUACAAAUAUAUAGUUACAUCAAAAAGAAAACAUCAACUAUUACGCAUAUACACGGCUCCCUGGAGGACGCAGAGCACACACCGUCUCAUCAGACGACGGAGUGAUGAUUCAAAUCUUAUGCAUGGAGUACAGAUAACAUUUCAGCAAGUUGCACAAUGCACCAGAAAAGUCUGCAGAGACAUGCAAGCACCUGCAGCCAAGUGGUAAGCGCCAAGAAGUUAGGUGACCCCCCCGCUCCCUCCUCUCUCCUGACUAAGGAUAUCUACUAUUCAGCAAAGCACCUUAUAGGAGGAAGACUGAUCUCUCUGGUUUGGAUGUAAACAGAUGGUGAUCUACUCGCUUCACGGACAUCCGCAAUGCUGCUGUUUUCCAGCAGAUGCUGUAAUUGUGAUAUCACCAAGUGAUUCAAUGCCAUGCCCUUUAGAUGCAACACAGCACAAUGUUAAAGUGAGCUUCACACGAGCAUGAUUAGAGACUUUCCAUUUUGAUAUCGGCAUGCACGGGACAUAUCUCACAUAUUGGAAAGGAUGUUCUUUUGGAUACCUGCCUCCACCCCCCCCGCCCCUCCCCCCCUCCUUUCUCAUCUGUUUUCAUACAAGUGCACUGGAUGAGUUUUUAAUUUCAAAUGCUAAUCAUUUAGAAGUAUAGAAAUUGAAUGUUAAAUCUUAAGGGAACAGUACAUCAAUGAGAUCAUAGCAUGAAAAAAGUAACCUGCAUUAUGGUCUAUCGACUACGGUACGUUUGUAUCCUGGUAUAUUUAAUGCAUGACAUGAGUAUUCAGCUUGUUGCAAUUCAGGCACUCUGCAGUGUCCUAUUGUCAGGGAAGCUAAGGAAAUCAAAUUCUGGAUGUUUCCAAAUUGCGAUCAAAUAUAUCCAAACACACCUUGAGGAUGCAGAGUUUCGAAUUUAAAAGUAGUCAAAGAAACUAAAUAAAUAUUAUCAAAAAUGCAUAUAAUUAUAAUAAGCACCAAUUACAGUAUUACGUCAAUAGUGCAGUGCAUGGACCUUCUUUGAACAAGAAAAGUUAACAUAUCAUUACUCAUGCUUCCAUUUCCACAUCAAAUUUAAGGACAUAUUGGUUUGGAAUCCACUAAAAAUGGAUCAAUACCAAGUUUCACUUCAUAUUACAGAGAAUUAUUCAGACAUUAGUUGCUAGUGCCUUUAUCCCUUUCACCAACAGGACCAGUGAAAGUGCCUCUGUGUACAAUGGGAUUUGUGAGGUUGAGCAGAGCUGGUUUACCUGCUAUUCUAGUGUUGAUACACUGUUGGUUAUGAUGUUAAUGAUGCGACAUGAACAAGGUUGAUACAGCAGGUAAUUGUGGUAAAAAACAAAGAGAAAAGAUGAUCCAUGGCUGUUAUGCACAACCCAGUUUUCAUGCCGUCACGCACUUAAUUAUGCCCUUAAGCAGCAAUGUAUUGUACUCUGCAUGUUUACCAAUCCAAUUGAAAAGGGAAUAUCCAUAUGUUUUAAACAUAUUUUAUUUAUGUCUAUAGUUUUUGUUCGUGCACCAUGCAUCCUUUCAGGGUCUCUACCUCAGUGAGGUCAUUGCAAACUUGCUGCAGAGCUGCACGCUUUAAUGCAGGGCUUACUAUACCAUAAUGCAAAAUGGAACCUUAAGUGUAAACUGCAGACAUGCAACAUUGAAUGUGAGAGUCCCAAAGCAUAGCCUUUACACAAGCACUUAGGGCAAGUAGUGUACCACAACCCCGCUCCUUCAGUUCACUUAAAGCUACGCACAAUCAGAACAUUCACAUGUAGAGGGUUUGUAGAGAUUGCUUGACUCUCUUAUCGAGAUGAGAUUGACUGUUUUAUAUGUUGGUUUCUUUGAAAACAAUGGUCUCUAAAGUUACUGUUGUGUCACCUGAAUGUGUUCCAACAGAUAUGUGUAUAAGGCAGUGGAAACGUUUGUUGUUGUUUUCAAAUCUGUCAUCCUGCAAUCCUUGGGCAUUAUGAUGCACGGCAAAGUGCAGCCCGUCUUUUUGCACAAUCAUUUUGUUUUGAUGCAUGAACCAUUUAUUUUUCUGCCAGUGAGAUAUUUAUUUUUCACUGUGCUUAUACUCAUACGCAGUGCAUUGUUUCUCAGCAUAUUGUUCCAAACAGACUAACUGCAGAUAGAUUUGUAAAAAUUGUAAUGACUACUUGAAAAUCUCCAGCUACUGUACAUCAAUCUACACUCACUAUUGAGAUGAAUGCACCCAAAUGAUAGUAAGAUUUUUAUAUUGUACUGUAUGAUUUUUUUGAUUUAUUUAAUUAGCACUCUACCGACAAGGUCCUGUAAAAAAAGAAGCUCCACUGCAGUGCUACUUGAAUGUCAUAUAGUUGUUUCUGUUGGUGCAAUAGCUAUUCUUUGUGGUGCUAGUACAGGACUACCAUUGUUGUCUUGAUACCAUCACACGUUAUCUUGGACUUUUUCCAUUCUUUAAUCCUUGUUGCUGUUUUGGUAUCGGUGGCUGGUUGGUUAGUUUAGGGCACUGUCAUUUUAUUUGGUUGAUCUUUGUACUGUACUGCUGAAGAGUGUCUGCCUCACGCGAGGUAAAAAUUCGACAGCCUUGCUAGAUGUCAGCCACUUAUCAUGAGAGCAAAAAAGAUACACAUUUGUGUCAGGGAUCUUCAAUUUGUAUAGGGUUUCUCAUAGAGGACAUCAAUAAUACCCAAUACCAUAUGUUAUAUUACUAUAUAUAGAUACAAGGAAAUUAUAGUAGUCGUAUUAAUGCAGCUAUCAGGAAAUUGUUUGCUUUGUUCACAAGUUUCUUGUACAGCUGAUGUUUGAAAGUAGUGAUGUGUGUAACAUGUCCUGCAGAGAACAGCUGAAAGUGAGGUGAAGAAAAUACAAAUGCCCUCACAUUAGCAGCGCUGUGAGGGCAUGUGUGAAAGGUGCUAUGCAUUCAAUUACCCAACAGAAACAUGCAUUCUUAACAGCAAUAGAAUAACAAAUACUGAACUGAACUGUUUCUUAGAUGCUUUUUGUAAAAAAAAAAAAAAAAAAACGACACAGGAAAAGAAAUCUAUUUUGAAUGUGGGAGAAACUGCGAUGGCUUGACAGAUAACUCACAACAGGGCUGUUUAUGUACCAACCAAUUACCCUCUGUUCUGUGAUUUUGUACGGUCAGGCUGACAUUUUAUCGAGAGAAACCCGUGAAAAGUCCAAAUAUAGUCUUUGUAAUAGUGGCAGUCCCCAUUAACCACCCAGGUCGGACUGGAGUAGUUUUGCAGUCCGGAACAAAGGCUGCUGAAGCGUUCAGUCGAACGUAUAACACAGUCCCAAAGGAACAGCUCAUAAUGCACUUAGAGAGGAUCUAUCGUCAGUCCAUUGGACUGAUCAGCUGUCUGAGAGAAAGUCAAAGAAGGUGCCUAAAUUGUUUUACAUAUUAAUUUGUUUAGCUUACUGUUAGAUGUUAAUGCUUCUGCAAACAAACACGAGUGAGAAGAUCUAAAAAAAAUGAUGACAUUAACCUAAUUAAACUAUAAGAAAAAACAUGAAAUGUCAUGACUACAAAAUGCAAUUUAGCUACAAUAAGAUAGAAAAAGUAACCACUAUAUACUGCAAUUACGUAUGAAAAACAAUUUUAAUGUGUGUUUUUAUUUUCUCCAUUUUUUUGGGUGGCACUGUAACAUGAAUGAUUUAGGAAGAACAUGCCAUAUACUGGAAUAUCAAAGACAAUAUGUUCCACUGGCAAGCCAUGAUAAUGAAACUACUGUUUUAUGAUCAAUUGCUAUACACUGAAUGGUAUAGACAAGAGGUGUAGUAUUAUAGAAAAAAACUCAUUGUUUGUCUUUUUGGUUUUAAGAAAAAAAAAGGAUUCAUUGAAACACCAUGUUCACAUUUUUCCAAUCUCCACUGCUGAACCUGCUGCAUAAUGUAUCUCUACAGAAACCUACUAAUCGCAAAAAACUGCAUGGUCGAUGGAAGACUGCAUGAGUUUUGCCUUUCAAACUGUGGAUCAACUUUAGUACAGUUGCCUCAUUUAAAAAAGAAACCCUUGCUUUCAUCUGCACCAAGGCUUCCUGUAAGGCCCUGUUCGAAAGUUGUCCAGAAACGUGUCCUCUGCUGGAUUUCUUAAAAGCACCUUAGCGCUGACCUCAUCACUAAGUUGGGUAUCCGAGCCGUGCUCAGCGUCUGUGUGUGAUUUUCGGGUUGUGCUCGCUCGGCUCUGAAUGUGAGCCAGGACAUUAAGGGCUAGUUUCUCAAACUCUAUCUCUAUUUUUGGACUGAAAUGCUCUUUCAAGUGACAUUUUGCCCAUUCUUAUCUCAGUCUAGACUGUAGUGAUACUGUGUUGUUGGAACAUGCCCAUCAUGUCUAAACAGGGCCCGUGCCACACACCCUCCUCUGUACUACAUUGGUUUCAAGGCAUUCUUGUGUGCUAAAGGCGUUGAUGUUGGACUGCUUUCUGCCUGCUGAGGAGGCACUGAACAGGAUCAAAUGUUGGGAUGUCGCGUACCUAACUCGCCAAAGGUGAUUGUCGAUGAGAAGAUUGUGUUUGUGUUAGAAGUGUGAUGGCUAUGAGUUAGUCUUUCCUGUCAAGAAUGCACAUUUAAUUGCUUGUAGGGGAAGUUUUGGAGCAAAGUGCAAAAAGGACUGUUGAACUCUUCUGCUCUUCUUUUCAUCCUCAAGCAAACCAAACUCUGAUUGUGUUAUCUAAUCCAGCCGUCAUUGUCAUGUUGUGUUACCAAGGAUUAUGCUACAAUGUGUUCAGUUUGUCAGAUGAUGACAAAGGCAUGGUCUGUGAUCUAUGCAAGGGUUAUUUAUUUAUUUUUUCUUAUAUCACUUAUGAUUUCAUCUUACAUUAACUUCAAUAAAUUUUUAAGGAUC